Molecule: messenger RNA, 2256 nt
Organism: Theobroma umbraticum
Lineage: Eukaryota; Viridiplantae; Streptophyta; Magnoliopsida; Malvales; Malvaceae
Source: RefSeq, a predicted model, not a curated record
CCCAAGCUGGUUAUCUCCCUGAACGAAAAGCAGACAUCAAAACCAGAGAGCCAAAACCAAAACCAAAACCCAAACCCAAACCCAGAAUUAGAACACAACAAACAAACACACAGACAGACAGAAAACAUUGUGGAAAUGGUCUUCAAGCAACACUUUGACUUACAAUUAUAACACCGAGAGAGAAGAUUCAGUCAGACAGUGGAGGGGAGAUUUCUUUAUGUAAAUGCAUCAGAAGAAAUCUGGCAAACAGCAAGGGAUCGGAAAAGUAAGCAGCAGCUGCAUCUCUUCCGAUUUCGACCAAACCAUUUACCCACAUCUCUUAUACUCCCAAUUCAAUCAGAACUACCUUGAAUCAAGUCCGCAAAAAGGUCCUGAUUUUUCCAUUCCAAACAAGCCUCAUCUCACCAUCCAAAUCCCACCCACAUCACCAAACCCAUCACCACCACCAACAGCAACAACCCAUCAUCAUAAAAACCCCAACUUUCACCAUCAUGAACCCUCCUUCAGUAACCUUUCUCCAACUCAUGCCCUUCUCUCAACUCCCCACAAGAGGCCCAUCAUGACCCAAAAUUCUCGUUCUCAUUCCCCGACUCUUUCUUCUUUCAAGAACCACCAUAACGACCGCAAAAAGGUUGAGAAAUUAGCCUCAAAUUCUUCUUUCCAAUCUUUUUCUUGUUCUGCUUAUUUUGCUAUUCCAUUUGAUACUCAACGGCUUGGUAGGAAACUUGUUCAUCAUCUGAACCGUGGGCGUUUGCUUUGUUUCCACUUACGUUUUCUUGUUUUGCUUUCUCUUCCUUCACUUUACUUCUUGGUCUCCAAUCCUCGUCGGUUUUUUUUGUUAAAUCUUCUUGCUUUGAUUGCUUUUUCGCUUACCCUUAUGGUUUCCCUCAUUGCACUCCCUCGCUUGCCUUCAAUAAGGUUACUUCUUGCUCGUUCAUUACCUGCUAAGUUUAGUCAACUUGGUUCAUCUUCUAAAUCUUCAAAAGUUGUUGUUUGGUCGAUUGGGUCAAAACCAAAAUCGGAGAAGAAGGUGAAUUCGGGGACUUGGGUGCAGGCUUACAGUAAUGGGGAUGUAUAUGAGGGUGAAUUUCAUAAAGGGAAAUGUUCAGGAAGUGGGGUUUAUUAUUAUUAUAUGAAAGGUAGGUUUGAGGGGGAUUGGAUUGAUGGGAAAUAUGAUGGUUAUGGUGUGGAAACAUGGGCAAAAGGGAGCCGAUUUCGCGGUCAAUAUCGGCAGGGAUUGAGGCAUGGAAUUGGGGUGUAUAGGUUUUACACUGGUGAUAUUUAUGCUGGGGAGUGGUCUAAUGGGCAGUGUCAUGGAUGUGGAGUACAUACAUGUGAGGAUGGCAGCAAGUAUGUGGGAGAGUUCAAGUGGGGUGUAAAGCAUGGGCUGGGUCAUUAUUAUUUCAGAAAUGGGGAUAUAUAUUCUGGGGAAUAUUUUGCAGACAAGAUGCAUGGCUUUGGUGUUUAUCAAUUUGGAAAUGGACACCGGUAUGAGGGAGCCUGGCAUGAGGGAAGAAGGCAGGGAUUUGGUACAUACACUUUCAGAAAUGGUGAGACUCAAUCUGGUCACUGGCAAGAUGGGGUUCUUGAUGUUCAUAGUGCACAAAACACCCAUCUUGGAUCUCCCUAUGCCGUCACUCAAUCCAGAGUCCUUAAUGCUGUCCAGGAAGCACGGCGAGCCGCGGAGAAAGCUUAUGGCAUUGCAAAGAUUGAUGAGAGAGUGAAUAGAGCUGUCUCAGCUGCAAACAAAGCAGCCAAUGCUGCCAGAGUGGUGGCUGUGAAAGCUGUCCAAAAACGAAUGCAUCAUUCUAACGGUGAUGACCCACCAACUGCAAUUGUCUAAUAUAGGACUCCAGAAUGAUGCUUUGGUUAUGAAUUCAAUAUAUGGCGUCUUUCUUUAGCCGUUCACUUUAAUUUUUGAUAUUGUUCGUUAUUCCAUCCCAGUAUAACGAAUGACGACAGCAAGGUACCUGCUUGGAACCACGUUCAGUCAUCCAAGAAGAUGGCUGAUCAUGGAGCAAGAAACGGGCCUCCCUUUGUCUUUUUUUUUUUUUCUCUUUAAUGGCUUCAGUUAAUGCAUAAAGGUUGAGGUUGAGUGAAGGAUGUCACUAAGGUGCCCAAAGAGCCUGGUACUGCUUGUCUCUUUUUCUUCUUGUAAGUGUAAUUAGUUGUAUUUCAAUAUCCUGGAAGUCUGGAUAAAACUGUCCAGUCCGGCCAUGUUUAAUGAGAAUAACUAAGUGAAGAUGUUAAACACCA